Messenger RNA from Quercus robur (English oak), 369 nucleotides. Its product is annotated as cycloartenol synthase-like. Gene Ontology annotation, biological process: triterpenoid biosynthetic process. The record is from RefSeq and is a predicted model, not a curated record. Bases 97 to 342 code for a protein of 81 amino acids. Gene Ontology annotation, cellular component: lipid droplet. NCBI's taxonomy places the organism in Eukaryota, Viridiplantae, Streptophyta, Magnoliopsida, Fagales, Fagaceae. The transcript is spliced from 2 exons. Gene Ontology annotation, molecular function: intramolecular transferase activity.
CUUUACAAAUAUUGUUAGGAAGAUCUAUACUAACCCCAUCCACUGGUUCAGGAUAUCCUCUGGGGAUCUCUAUAGUAUGCCUAUGGACCUGUUUUUAUGCGUUGGCCUGCAAAAAGAUUGAGGGAGAAGGCUCUACAAACUGUAAUGCAGCAUAUCCACUAUGAAGAUGAAAAUACUCGGUAUAUAUGCAUAGGGCCUGUCAAUAAGGUGUUGAAUAUGCUUUGUUGUUGGGUGGAGGAUCCAAACUCAGAGGCAUUCAAAUUACAUCUUCCAAGAAUCUUUGAUUAUUUGUGGAUUGCUGAAGAUGGCAUGAAAAUGCAGGUUCAGACAUUUACUGUUUAACAGUUUUUAACUGACUUAACAAGCAUC